CUCAAAAGCUAAGCAGCUCUGAUCAAAGUUUGAGGUUUAAGCAGAAGAGAGAAGAAGAAGCCAUGAUCUCCUACGCCACAGUAUCAGCUAAAAAGCCCAUCUCAAGCUGCUUCAUCUUCGCCUUCAUCUUCUUCUCUUCCCAAAACGCUGUCGUUUCUCUAAACCAAGUCUCAAAGUCACAACCCGUGGCUCGCCCACUCAAGAAACUCGACAAGCACGUGGUUCUACUAAUCUCCUCAGACGGCUUUCGUUUCGGGUACCAGUUCAAGACCAACCUACCGAACAUCCACCGUUUGAUCGCCAACGGGACAGAAGCCGAAACAGGUCUAAUCCCCGUUUUUCCGACAGUAACUUACCCCAACCACUACUCCAUCGUCACGGGCCUAUACCCUGCGUACCACGGCAUCAUCAACAACAACUUCGUGGAUCCGAAAACAGGAGACGUUUUCACUAUGGCCAGCCACGAGCCCGAGUGGUGGCUAGGCGAGCCGCUUUGGGAAACGGCAGUGAACCAAGGGCUCAAGGCGGCUACUUACAUCUGGCCUGGCUCUGAGGUACGCAAGGGCUCUUGGGAUUGUCCUAAAGGUUUCUGUCAACACUACAAUAGCUCUGUUCCUGAUGGUGAUGGUGAUGAUGAUGAUAGGGUUGAUACCAUCUUGAGAUAUUUCGAUUUGCCUUAUAGUGACAUCCCUAGUUUCAUAACGAUUCAUUUUAACGAUCCUGAUCCUCAAGGUCACCAGGUUGGUCCUGAUGAUUCUCUGAUCACUGAAGCUGUUGUUAACGUCGACCGGUUGAUAGGAAGGUUUAUCGACGGGUUGGAGAAGAGAGGGGUCUUUGAGGAUGUGAGUAUGAUCAUGGUUGGUGAUCAUGGAAUGGUUGGGACUUGUGAUAAGAAAGUCAUCGUUCUUGAUGAUUUAUCUCCUUGGAUCAAGAUCCCUAGCGGAUGGGUUCAGAACUACACUCCGUUGCUAGCGAUUAAACCGCCUUCAGGUCACGAUGCUAAGGAUGUGGUGGCUAAGAUGAACCAAGGCCUGAGGUCAGGUAAAGUGGAGAACGGGAAGUACUUGAAAGUUUAUCUCAAAGAGGACUUACCAAAAAGGCUUCAUUACGCAGACAGUGAUCGUAUCGCACCUAUCAUAGGACUGGUCGAUGAAGGGUACAAGGUUGAGCAGAAGAAGAGUAAAGGCAAGGAAUGUGGUGGAGCUCAUGGGUAUGACAAUGCGUUCUUUUCGAUGAGAAGUAUAUUCAUAGGGCAUGGUCCUUUGUUCUCAAGAGGAAGGAAAGUGGCUUCGUUUGAGAAUGUUGAGAUAUAUAAUCUGAUAUGUUCGAUACUUGGACUUAAGGCUGCUCCUAAUAACGGGUCUGAUGAGUUUGCUUCAAAGGUUCUCUUGCCACGCAAGUAAAGCAGAGUAAGGGUAUGUUCAUCCUUAUUCCAAUAAAUAAGGCAGCCUAUAAUCUAUGAUUUGCGUUUUCAAGCAGAUUGCAGACACGUACGAAAUAUAAACGCGUUUUGAUUUGUAUUUUUGUUUCGUACGAUUAUAACAAGAUGUUCUACUAAACUUAUUAUAAUAUAAACUAGAUU
Messenger RNA from Brassica oleracea var. oleracea, 1582 nucleotides. Its product is annotated as venom phosphodiesterase 2-like. NCBI's taxonomy places the organism in Eukaryota, Viridiplantae, Streptophyta, Magnoliopsida, Brassicales, Brassicaceae. The transcript has a single exon. The record is from RefSeq and is a predicted model, not a curated record. Bases 63 to 1403 code for a protein of 446 amino acids. Gene Ontology annotation, cellular component: vacuole.